Molecule: messenger RNA, 1117 nt
Organism: Protopterus annectens (West African lungfish)
Lineage: Eukaryota; Metazoa; Chordata; Ceratodontiformes; Protopteridae
Product: adiponectin-like
Exons: 2
Coding region: 1-726 (241 amino acids)
Molecular function (GO): protein binding
Source: RefSeq, a predicted model, not a curated record
AUGAAUAAUAAUGCCUUCUUUCUACAGAUGAGAAGAAAACUGAAUCUUCUGUGCCUUUAUCUAUUGAUGAAUGGUAGCCUCACUUCACAGUCAACACCUGAGAGUGGCCAGCAUUGCCAGGCUGGGAUUCCUGGUAUACCUGGUGUUCCUGGGCAGCAAGGACCAGCUGGUAGAGAUGGAAAAGAUGGAGGACCUGGUCCUUAUGGAGAAAAGGGAGAUAAAGGAGAGCAAGGUCCACAAGGAGCACCAGGUCCCAUUGGUCACCCGGGAAAAAUUGGGCCUCCGGGACUAAUGGGUGUACCAAGUGUUACCAUUCCAUCAAGAACGCCUGAGAACUUCUGGGGUUUCCAUGUUGGUCUUGGAAGCAGUAAUCCUCCUGCAGGUUCUCCUAUCAUAUUUACAAAGGCUUUCUAUAAUGAAGAUAAUGCAUAUGAUACAAAUACAGGCAAGGUCACUGUCAUCAUUCCUGGCAUUUACUUCUUCACAUACCACAUAACUGUGUAUAACAGUGAUAUGAAGGUAGCUUUAUGGCGCAACACUGGCAUCGUCCAGUAUACUCAGUUUGAUUUUGCACAGAAGACAAUGCAAGCAUCUGGAGCAGCACUACUAAAACUCCAGAAAGGAGAUACGAUUUGGCUUCAAGUGUUUGAAAAUAAUAUUGGUCUCUAUGCAGACAGUGAUGAUGACACAACAUUCACUGGAUUCCUACUACACCAGCUAAACUGAUUUACAUGGUGCUUCAGUUUAUUUUACAACAAAUAAAUCACUUUUAUGUAUGAUCCUGAUGUUGAAGAAUACUACCUGGAGUCCAAAAGAAGUCACAUUAUAUUUUAAACAUUAACUACUUAUGGAGUCAGCUAUUACCAGUCAUGUUGUCUUAAAAUGUCCCUUUCGAACUGCUUGCUAUUAACUUUCUUUCUGAAUGACAGUAAUGAUAAUCCCUCUUGAGAGGAAUUUAAAUUAUUAAUUUAACUUUCCUAGGAGCUGAAUAACUAAGGAUGAAUAUACUGAUAUGUCUAAAAAAUAUGCAUGUGGUUCCAACAACCUACAGUACCUCACCGUAUACCUGAAUAAAUACUUUAAUUGUAAUAAACUCAAAAGGUAUAUUUGAAAUAUA